CCCUCUCCCACUUGUUCCGUUGGAGUAGGAAAAGGAACUGCGAAGCACAAGUGUUCCGCUGCUUGCACAUGGAGGGGGAAGGCUCGAUGUUGGUAAAGCAGGAGAGCACUUAUAAAUCUGUGUUCAUAUUGGCGCGUAACGCGAGAAGAAACUAUCAAGGACAUUUAUUUGAGGUGAAAAUAGGGCAAGGAUCAGGAGAUAUUAUGGGGGCAAGAGAAGGAAUACCAGUAGAUGCUCAAGAUCGACCCCCAGUGCUUCAUCCUGUAACCAAGUUCUUUGAUGAUGAGAAGAGUCAUACGGUUUUCCCUUACAAUAGUUCUUUGGUGGCUGUGACAUUCAACAGCCCCUCCAAGUUAUAUAUGAUGGUAACUGCUCCUGAACCCAAGCCUUACCUUAUUAGGUCCACGAAAGUAAAGCCAAAGGCACGUGUUUUCGACACAGAGACCAAGUCAUUCUAUAAAUUUAAACGCCCCAAAUCAUUUGGGGAGAGGGCAAAUUUGAUCCCUGCGUAUGGGAAGCUUUAUCAUCUUGGAAGGUGCGGACUUAAAGAAGUACCAGCGUUUGAGCAGUAUGAUCCCUGCAAUGAUUGUUGGGAGCCCCUGCCACCUGUUCCUGCUGAACUCUUUCGGGGCUUAGGGAUGUUAACUGGUUAUGCCGUUUACGGCGAUAAUAUUUUGGUUUCAUUUAUGCCCAUCAGUUCAAAGCCCUACAAAAAUACAGGUUUUGCUUUUCAUGUAAUUGAAAAGAAAUGGCAUCCUGUGUCGGGUGCCGUCCAUAUUCGGGGGAGGGCUGUGGUUGUAGGUGAUAAAAGCAGUUUCUAA
This is a messenger RNA of Prunus avium (sweet cherry), 821 nucleotides long. The record is from RefSeq and is a predicted model, not a curated record. Lineage: Eukaryota; Viridiplantae; Streptophyta; Magnoliopsida; Rosales; Rosaceae.